AUCCGCAGCAUCGGACACUGACAGCAGCCAGCCAACCAACCAACCAACCAACCAACCAGGAGCAGAACAAAAAUGGCUUCAAUGAAAGAAAAGCUCAUCCACAAUGUGGUGGCCGAACAAUCCCUGCCACAGAACAAGAUCACCAUCGUUGGCGUUGGUGCAGUUGGCAUGGCCUGUGCCAUUAGCAUCCUGCAAAAAGACUUAGCAGAUGAAGUUGCUCUGGUUGAUGUGAUCGAAGACAAACUGAAGGGUGAGAUGAUGGACCUUCAGCAUGGAAGCCUUUUCCUGCGCACACCAAAGAUAGUCUCAGGAAAAGAUUACAGUGUGACAGCAAACUCCAAGCUGGUCAUCGUCACAGCUGGCGCAAGGCAACAGGAAGGGGAGAGCCGUCUGAACCUGGUUCAGCGUAACGUCAACAUCUUUAAAUUCAUCAUUCCCAACAUUGUCAAAUACAGUCCCAACAGCAUGCUGCUCGUUGUCUCCAAUCCUGUGGAUAUCUUAACCUAUGUGGCCUGGAAGAUCAGUGGCUUCCCCAAGCAUCGUGUUAUUGGCAGUGGCUGCAACCUGGACUCUGCUCGUUUCCGCUACCUCAUGGGAGAGAAAUUGGGCAUCCACUCUCUGAGCUGCCACGGCUGGGUUAUUGGAGAACACGGAGACUCUAGCGUACCUGUUUGGAGUGGUGUUAAUGUAGCUGGUGUGUCUCUGAAAACUUUGAAUCCUGAAAUGGGAUCAGAUGCAGACAAGGAGAACUGGAAGGAGGUCCACAAACAAGUCGUAGACAGUGCCUACGAGGUCAUCAAACUGAAGGGUUAUACAUCUUGGGCUAUCGGCUUAUCCGUCGCAGAUCUGGCCGAGACCAUCGUAAAAAAUCUCAGGCGUGUACAUCCAAUUUCUACAAUGGUUAAGGGAAUGUAUGGUGUGAAAGAAGACGUUUUUCUCAGCGUCCCAUGUGUACUGGGUAAUUUGGGUAUAACUGAUGUGGUCAACAUGACACUGAUGCCUGAUGAAGAGGAUCGUCUAAGAAAGAGCGCAGGCACUCUCUGGGGCAUUCAGAAGGAAUUGCAGUUUUAAGCUGUAUUGUAAUAUUCAUGUCAGUCCAUUGUCUUAAAGUGUUUUUAAAUUUUUAAUAUAUGUUGCACUUUUAGGUCAUAUUCAUUAUAUUGUAAUUAUGUGUAUGUGUGUACCUCAGUCCAGUGAACCCUUCAUUUCCGCAUUGGAAGCCUCUGCUAGUGUAAGUGUACACUAAUUGGAUGGCUGCUCUUGUUAAGAAAAAGUUAAUUUAAUCAUCAGAAAAAUUAAAUUUAUUACGUAUUGUGCGUUAUGUGUUACCUCCAAACCAUUGUCAUCACAGCCUGGAAAGAACAAUCUGCAAGAAGAUUCUGCCUUUGGAGUGAGGCAGAAGAAUUUGAUAUUUAUCAACCUUAAAGGGACUUAGGUCUGAUAUAUAAUAAUUAUAGAUAGAGCUGGUGAUUGUAAUAUGAUAUUGUUUACAGUCUUUAAAUAGUGAAUAGACAAAUUAUUAGACCUUUUGUGAAUGCAAAGGGUACACACCAGGCUCUUAAAAGGGUCAACAUAAAUGUACAGUAGUAUCUCAGGAAGGAUAGGAAUGUAUUACUGAAAUAUAAAUCAUCAACGUAACAAUCAGAAUUUAUCUUGUUGUCUUAGUCAGUUAUGGUUGAUAAAAUUUCCAGUGACAACGAAUGCCUGUAUUUACAAAUUUAGAGUGAAUGUGAUAUUUGAAGCAAAGAGAAAUGUAAAAGCAAGGCUGAGACACUAUUAAAUCAUGAUAAUAUUUUCUCCUA
Molecule: messenger RNA, 1802 nt
Organism: Pelobates fuscus (common spadefoot toad)
Lineage: Eukaryota; Metazoa; Chordata; Amphibia; Anura; Pelobatidae
Product: L-lactate dehydrogenase A chain
Exons: 8
Coding region: 73-1071 (332 amino acids)
Biological process (GO): pyruvate metabolic process; lactate metabolic process
Cellular component (GO): cytoplasm
Molecular function (GO): L-lactate dehydrogenase (NAD+) activity
Source: RefSeq, a predicted model, not a curated record